CAAAACUAGCUCUGCCAUGCCUGCCUUUGAUACUUCCAUGGAAGUUGACCUUCACGUACGACGGAGGAGGGGGGCUUCCAAGUGAUGAAUAGCCGACGGGUCGCUAUAUGAGCAGAGUGAGAGCUCCAGAUCUCCAUAGGCUUGGAUGUUAUAUCAGUCGUCUCUGCUGCCAUAGCUAGGGCUCUCUCCAUAAUAAACCUCACCGAAGACCACCUGGAUUCAAACGUUAGGAUGUUCCUAGCUAGCCAAAUGCGAAGGGCCAUGUAAGCCAAGAUUUUAAAUCCCAUGAGAUGGGAUUAUCUCGAUUUUUAUAUGGAACGGAACGCGCUAUGCCCCAUCCCAUCCCAACACUUGGGACAUAGGAUGUCCAAGGCAUCCCAAUUGGGAUGCUGGGACACUAGCGGGAUGGCCCUAUUCCAACACAUAGGAUGGUAUUCUAUCCCGGUGUCCCACGGGAUAUCCCACUGGGAUCUGAAUCCUUGAUGUAAGCCACACGGAUACCCGCUACCCUAGGGAUAUCUCCUCCAAUGCUGCAUUCCAAGAGCUCCAAAAAGGCCUAGGUGGGGGCCUCCGAGUGAACUAUCUGCAUAUGCAUUCUCAUCAGGGACCAAACAUGUCUUACUCUCGGGCACCAGAAUAAUAUGUGCUCCAUGAUCUCCUCCUUGAAGUUGCAGCAGCAGUAGUCCAGCUAAAUGUCCAUACCUCGAGCUCGCAGAAGAGAUCUAGUCAGAAGCCGGUCGCAAGCCACCUUCCAGAGAAAUAAGCUCACCCUCGGAUGCACCCCGAUCCUCCAAAUCCACCUAACAUCUCUGUGCCUGAUGGUCUCCCUCCUAUAGAGCUGGUAGAGGUCCACCGUCACAACCCUCGGAGUGCAGGAAUAUGGCCAAACUCUGAUGUCUGGACAGCUGUAAAUGGGAGUUGCAAGGGACGACACCCACUCCUCCAGCUACUCCCCAAAAAGCCUAGAUACCGCUGCCCAGUUCCACCUCCUACCAUCGGCACGAAGAAGACAUUAUUUCUCUUAAGAAGUUACAGGCACGUCAGACACUUUAGUCAUCAUAUAUUUCCAGGUGGUGUGGUCUGCUCGAAACCUCAAAGGGAACUUAUCAAGUUCCUUCCAAAAGCCUCUCCUUACCAAAUGUGGAGUAGGUCAUUUGCUGCUGAUGGUGGCGACCUGGUCGAUGCUGUUGUUCCUUUCAUGGGUGAAUCUAUAACUGAUGGAACUUUAGCAACCUUCUUAAAGAAGCCUGGUGACCGGGUUGAAAUUGAUGAGCCAAUUGCCCAAGUUGAGACUGAUAAGGUGACCAUCGAUGUUGCUAGUCCUGAAGCUGGUGUCAUCCAAAAGUUUGUAGCCAAGGAAGGUGAUACUGUGACACCAGGAACCAAGGUUGCUGUUAUAUCAAAAUCUGCUUCCAGUGACACACAUGUUGCUCCAUCAGAGGAGAAAGCAGAUAAAGAUGCCCCACAGCCAUCUCCUCCUGCAAAAGAGAAGAAGAUGGAGAAAGAAACGCUUAAAGCAGAAGCUCCAAUCAAAGAAAAGCCAAAAGCAUCUUCUCCUGCACCCCCUAAAACUUCAGCUUCAGAACCUCUGCUUCCUCCCAAGGAAAGGGAAAGAAGAGUUCCUAUGCCAAGACUAAGGAAAAGAGUUGCCAUGCGUUUGAAGGAUUCUCAGAACACAUUUGCUAUGCUAACUACAUUCAAUGAAGUUGACAUGACAAAUCUAAUGAAGCUUCGCUCGGAAUAUAAAGAUGCCUUUCUAGAAAAGCAUGGUGUGAAGUUGGGGCUGAUGUCAGGCUUUGUUAAAGCUGCUGUUUCUGGGCUUCAAAACCAGCCAAUCAUUAAUGCAGUAAUUGAUGGGGAUGAUAUCAUAUACAGAGACUAUAUUGAUAUCAGUAUUGCUGUUGGCACACCUAAGGGACUUGUGGUUCCAGUUGUCCGGAAUGCUGAUAAGAUGAAUUUUGCGGAAAUAGAAAAAGAGAUUAAUAACCUUGCAAAGAAGGCAAAUAAUGGGACAAUAUCAAUUGAUGAGAUGGCUGGAGGCACAUUUACCAUAUCUAAUGGUGGUGUCUAUGGAAGCCUUCUGAGCACACCCAUCAUCAACCCCCCACAAUCUGCCAUCUUAGGCAUGCAUUCCAUUGUGUCUCGUCCAAUGGUGGCUGACGGCAACAUUGCUCCAAGGCCACUGAUGUACGUUGCGCUGACCUACGAUCAUAGAUUGAUCGAUGGAAGAGAGGCUGUUCUGUUCCUGCGGCGUAUUAAAGAUGUGGUUGAAGACCCUCGCAGGCUUCUCCUUGACUUGUAGGCACAUCCUACCAGCAAUGACUGUUGAAUCCUUUUCCAUACCUGUAACCAAAUAAUUUCCUUCUGAAACUACAAUUUUGGUAGGUUCCUUGUUGCUCAUCUGCUAAACAAAGUGAAGCAACAAAUCUUUGUGAGGCCGUAAUUAAUUGCGGCAUCAUAUUUGUGUAGUUAAAUUCUCAGUGUUUCAUUCGGUUUACAUUAUGGGGGUUGUUCUGCAAUCAUGUUGUAUUUUAGCAACUACUUUGAGCUGUAUGACUGGGGAUACAAGGUUUGUUAUGACUUGUUGGACAAUUGAAUUUCGCAUCCUUUUUUAUUUAAA
Molecule: messenger RNA, 2620 nt
Organism: Elaeis guineensis (African oil palm)
Lineage: Eukaryota; Viridiplantae; Streptophyta; Magnoliopsida; Arecales; Arecaceae
Source: RefSeq, a predicted model, not a curated record